AUAAAAAUUCAAAGAUAUUCACAGAUAGACGUUCCACUCUAAAGUGAAAUUUACUCAUUUUGCACCAUGUUGUCUUUCAAACAACUAGUAAGAAUCGCAGUGCCAGGAUUUAGGCUCAUGUCAGCUGGACCUGCUAGGUUGGUGGAUAUAGCUGAUGAUGGAGGUAUUGCUGUGGUGACGCUACAACGAGCGCCGGUCAACAGUUUAAACUUGGAACUACUGCAAGCUAUGAACAACGCGCUUGAUGAUGUGGCCAAGAACAAACCUAGAGGCAUGAUUUUGACUUCUGGAUUACCAACUGUGUACUCUGCUGGUGUCGACAUAAACGAACUGUACAAGCCAGAUCUAAAAAGACUCCAACAGUUUGCGACCACUUUGCAAGACGUCUGGAAGAAAUUAUUUGGGUUUCCGUUUGCAACAGCGGCGGCCAUAAACGGCCACGCACCAGCCGGUGGUUGCUGCCUAGCCAUGUCUUGCGAAUACCGCGUCAUGGUCUCUGGCAAAUACAGGAUAGGUCUCAACGAGACCGCUCUCGGCAUCGUUGUCAACGAGUAUUUCAUGGACACUAUGUGCCACACCAUAGGAACGAGACAGACUGAGCUGGCUCUCACUACGGGAAAGAUGUUCAAUGUCGAUGAAGCUUUACAAGUUGGCCUGAUUGAUGAAACAGCAUCUGAUACAUCUGAUGCAAUAGAGAAAUGCAAGAGGUUCAUAAAAAGAUUUGAUAAAAUACCUCCUUCAGCGCGCACUUUAACUAAAUUAAGAAUUAGGCAAAGACCUUUAGAGAAUAUGGAAAAGACUCGUGAAAAAGAAAUUGUUGAUACGCUUGAAUUUGCGAUGAAGCCAGAAAUACAGCAAGGUCUAGAAGAUUAUAUGAAGAGUUUGAAGAUAAAGGCUUCCACAUGAACUUUGAAUGAGAAGAAAGACAACCAUUCAAAAACUUCGAACGUUGAACUGACUAUAACAAAGCGUCGAUAAUAUGUAGAAUUAUGUAAUAUAAUAAUAUCAUAAGGAAGAGAACUGAAGGCUUAUGAAAUAAAACUUGACGACCGGUUUGGCGCAGUCGGUAGUGACCCUGCCUGCUACGCCGCGGUCCCGGGUUCGA
Messenger RNA from Leguminivora glycinivorella, 1105 nucleotides. RefSeq names its product enoyl-CoA delta isomerase 1, mitochondrial-like. The coding region runs from base 67 to 906 and encodes 279 amino acids. Gene Ontology annotation, cellular component: mitochondrion. The transcript is spliced from 4 exons. NCBI's taxonomy places the organism in Eukaryota, Metazoa, Arthropoda, Insecta, Lepidoptera, Tortricidae. The record is from RefSeq and is a predicted model, not a curated record. Gene Ontology annotation, biological process: fatty acid beta-oxidation. Gene Ontology annotation, molecular function: enoyl-CoA hydratase activity.